AUGGCCGCUCUCCGCUCUUCGUCCGCCCGUGUGCUCGCCGCUGCCUCCCGGCCGGCCUUCCGCCCCGUCGUCGCCGCCCGCGGCAUGGCCAACCUCGCCGACGGUGCUACUCACAGCAACCAUGCCUCUGAUGGCCAGAGCCCCAAGCUCAAGACCUUCCAGAUCUACCGCUGGAACCCCGACACCCCGACCGAGAAGCCGCGCAUGCAGAGCUACACCCUCGAUCUCAACAAGACCGGUCCCAUGGUCCUCGACGCCCUCGUCCGCAUCAAGAAUGAGCUCGACCCUACCCUUACCUUCCGCCGCUCGUGCCGUGAGGGUAUCUGCGGUUCCUGCGCCAUGAACAUCAACGGCACCAACACCCUCGCCUGCUUGUGCCGCAUUCCCGCCGACAACAGCGCUGAGAUGAAGAUCUACCCUCUUCCUCACACCUACGUCGUCAAGGAUCUCGUCCCCGAUCUUACCCUCUUCUACAAGCAGUACAAGUCCAUCAAGCCCUACCUCCAGAGGGACACUCCCUCCCCUGAUGGCAAGGAGUAUCGCCAGACCAAGGCCGACCGCAAGAAGCUUGACGGUCUCUACGAGUGCAUUCUCUGCGCCUGCUGCUCUACCUCGUGCCCCUCGUACUGGUGGAACUCCGAGGAGUACCUCGGCCCUGCCAUCCUCCUCCAGUCUUACCGCUGGCUCGCCGAUUCCCGUGAUGAGCGCCACGCCCAGCGCAAGGACGCCCUCAACAACUCCAUGAGCUUGUACCGCUGCCACACCAUUCUCAACUGCACCCGUACCUGCCCCAAGGGUCUCAACCCCGGUCUCGCCAUUGCCAACAUCAAGAAGGAGCUCGCCUUCUAA
This is a messenger RNA of Sordaria macrospora k-hell, 849 nucleotides long. RefSeq lists its product as uncharacterized. Gene Ontology annotation, biological process: aerobic respiration; tricarboxylic acid cycle; respiratory electron transport chain. Gene Ontology annotation, cellular component: mitochondrial membrane. The record is from RefSeq and is a predicted model, not a curated record. Gene Ontology annotation, molecular function: electron transfer activity; 2 iron, 2 sulfur cluster binding. Lineage: Eukaryota; Fungi; Ascomycota; Sordariomycetes; Sordariales; Sordariaceae.